AUGUUUCUUUUAACAUUAUUAGCAGUUGUUUGUUUAUCCAGCAAAGCUUUAUCAAAUAGUUUGUUUACGCCAUGCAAAACAAAUGAUAAAGCAUGCAUAGAUAAAUCCGUGAGUGCUGUAAUUCCACAAAUACUUUCCGGUAUCCCAUCCCUAGGAGUGGAGUCAUCAGAUCCUCUAUUUAUUGAAAAAAUAGAAGGAAACCUAUCUAUACUAAAGUAUAAAUUCUUUAAUACCACAAUAGUUGGCUACAAAACUUGUGUCGUGAAGGAUUUACGAGUAAACCCGGAAUUAACAAACUUGCACUAUGAUCUUCAUUGUCCCCAUCUAAAGAUGACCGGUCAAUACGAAAUGGAUGGGCGUCUAAUAGUUUUACCCGUACAAGGAAAGGGUGACUACGGUUUGAUUACAGGAAAUUAUAUGGUAACAGUAGACUCAGAAAUGAAAACUGUACAAGGAAAUGAUGGAAAAAAUCAUUUAUCUAUUAAAAACUUUAAACUUAUAUGUCAACCUUUGUCUGCAAACCAUUACGAUUUCAAGAACUUAUUUAAUGGUCGGAAGGAUUUAUCGGAUGCCGUACACAAUUUUGCCCACCAAAGUUGGAAAGAAGUCUCUGAGUUAGUACAAGAACCAACAUGGUAUGCUGCAUUGAAGAAAAUCCAUAGCCAUGUCAAUAAAUUCUUAAAGAGUGUGCCGUUAGAUGAAAUGGUUAAAAGU
Messenger RNA from Brenthis ino (lesser marbled fritillary), 714 nucleotides. NCBI's taxonomy places the organism in Eukaryota, Metazoa, Arthropoda, Insecta, Lepidoptera, Nymphalidae. The record is from the annotation of a GenBank genome assembly.